Messenger RNA from Ostrea edulis (European flat oyster), 2659 nucleotides. Its product is annotated as histone deacetylase complex subunit SAP30 homolog. Gene Ontology annotation, biological process: regulation of DNA-templated transcription. NCBI's taxonomy places the organism in Eukaryota, Metazoa, Mollusca, Bivalvia, Ostreida, Ostreidae. Gene Ontology annotation, cellular component: histone deacetylase complex. The coding region runs from base 302 to 1027 and encodes 241 amino acids. The record is from RefSeq and is a predicted model, not a curated record. Gene Ontology annotation, molecular function: protein binding; transcription coregulator activity. The transcript has 7 exons.
AUCAUUAUCACACAACUGAAAAGAAGGGAAUUAAAUGAUACAUAACACAACACUAUCUUGUGCUCUAAAUUUUCUGAUUUUGCACAAAUUUGUAGAUGAACCUCUUACUCCGAUCAUUUUUUGUUCUUUAUAGAAAAACAAUUUGGGGGCGUGGCUUCGAGUCAUAUGACCUUUGACCCUUUACAGCUAAACACAAGCCGCCAUAUUUUGUACAACGCAAGGAAUGAAAGAAGAAAGUUGGAAGACAGUUUGCUAAUGUUAAAGAUUGCAUAAAUCUCUUCAUGAUCUGCGUGGUAUUCUGAUGUUUGGUGGGGAUCAGCUCCUACAUAGCUGUUCAGCCUUACCCAGUCAGAGCGAAGACAUAAAACUCCACAACGCAGACAGUAAUACAGAGACCCCAGCUGUUUCUAAGAAAAGGAGAAGGAAAACAAAUCUUUGGCUUCACAGACCAAAGCAGAGAAACCCAAGACCAGCAUCUCCCUACGAAGGACUUGUACGGGACGGGAUGUCGGUGAAUGGUUUUAGUACAGAGGAUGACAGUCGCCAGGGUCAUGACCAGAUAUGCUGUUUGAUUGACAAUGGUGAGCGUUGUAACAACAAUGCAGGCAAUGCCAGCUACAGCAAGAGAAUACAGAAAACAGUGCAACAGAGGAAACUCAAGCUAGCACGAGAUGAUAGGGUGUCACAUAUUUAUAUCUGUGACUAUCAUAAAAACGUGAUUCAGAGCGUCCGGUCGAAGAGGAAGAGGAAAGAUAGCGAGGACGAGAACGGCUCAGUGGACGGCUCGGAAGACUUACCCGAGAUUGACUUUUUUCAAAUGCCAGUCAACACACUCAGACGUUACAAAAGACACUUUAAGUUGUUAACCAGGCCGGGGAUGAACAAGGCCCAGUUAGCAGAUCAUGUUGCCAGGCAUUUCAAGUCAAUUCCAGUGAUUGAGAAAGAGGCUUUAACAUAUUUUAUAUAUAUGGCAAAGAACUAUAAGAGUCGAUUUGAUCAGAAGCAUUUAGAGCAUGCAAAUUCUUAAAAUUUUUCCUCUCGUGGAAUAAGUGCUAGUCUAAAAAGAGUGCUGAAAGGCAGAGCAAGUGAAUAUCAAUAAUAUGCGACACAGUUCCAGGACAGAUCCAGGGGAGGGGGUUCUGGCCCACUGGAAGUUUGCUGUUUACAUUUUUCAGUGUGAUUGUUUUGUUUUUAGGACUCUACCCCUGACCCCUUUUAAAUAUACUGUACAUUUACCACUGAAUUAUGAAUCUUUUCUUUAAGCCCUAAUUGCACAUUUGCUGGGCUUUGCCACAUACAAUGUAUGUGUAUAUAUACAUUAAUUGACAGAUGUACACGUAACAUAAACCUUGAUUUUUGGGGUUUGUGUGUAUAUGAUAAACUUUAAUGAGUUUGUUGACCAUUGCCUUUAGUAUGAACUAGUUAGAACAACACACAGACUUCUAACACAAGUUUGGUGCUUAUGGAUUAAAACAUAAAAUGGCUAGGUUCUGCUGUCUACAUGUUUGCGCUUCAUGUAUAUACAUUAACAGACAGACACACAUGUAACCCAAACCUGUAUUCUAGUGAAGGGUGUGUGUGUACAUGUAUAUGGUAAUCUUUAAUGAGUUUACUGUAUUCUAGUGAAGGGUGUGUGUGUACAUGUAUAUGGUAAUCUUUAAUGAGUUUGCUGUAUUCUAGUGAAGGGUGUGUUUGUACAUGUAUAUGGUAAUCUUUAAUGAGUUUGCUGUAUUCUAGUGAAGGGUUUGCAUGUACAUGUAUAUGGUAAUCUUUAAUGAGUUUGCUGUAUUCUAGUGAAGGGUUUGUGUGUACAUGUAUAUGGUAAUCUUUAAUGAGUUUGCUGUAUUCUAGUGAAGGGUUUGCAUGUACAUGUAUAUGGUAAUCUUUAAUGAGUUUGCUGUAUUCUAGUGAAGGGUUUGUGUGUACAUGUAUAUGGUAAUCUUUAAUGAGUUUGCUGUAUUCUAGUGAAGGGUGUGUGUGUACAUGUAUAUGGUAAUCUUUAAUGAGUUUGCUGUAUUCUAGUGAAGGGUUUGUGUGUACAUAUACAUGUAUAUGGUAAUCUUUAAUGAGUUUGCUGUUGGGCAUGGCAGUUCAUACCCUCAUGUAUUAUUUAUUUCAUAUAUUUACUUCAACUUUCACCAAAUUAGAUGUAGUAUAUUUACCUGUAUUCAUACACACAUUGUUUACAACUGCAACACAUUCAUGAGGAAAUGGCUAUCAUCACAAUUUGUUGAGAUAUGAAAGGCAAACACAUUGCAAAUUUAGGGUAAACACAUUGCAAAUUUAGAUCUAUAGACACAGCAGAUAGGUAGAUUUACAACCUGGUUUGAUGGGGUUUGUGUUUUUGGUUUUCCUGGUAAAUGUUGGUACUGACCCUUCUUAGCAAUAUAUCCUGGAUCUGUCUUUGUAAUAAGUGUGUCAAGGUCAAUGUUAGUGUGUCAAGGACUGUGUGUUGGAGAUGAUAGCUGGCAUGGUUAGCCAUACGAUCAGCACAUGGUGCUCUUACUGAUGAAUGUAGUAUGUGGAAUAAAUAAUUUUGUUAUGAUUAAAUCUGUUUGAUAUCAAGAAAAUCUUUGUUACUCUGUAAACAUAGAAUUCCUAUACUCUGUGCAACUCAAAUUUGUCGCAAAGUACAGUUUCAUUAAAAUACAGAGUAUAU